Messenger RNA from Pseudozyma flocculosa PF-1, 534 nucleotides. RefSeq lists its product as uncharacterized. Gene Ontology annotation, cellular component: cytoplasm; nucleus; exon-exon junction complex. Gene Ontology annotation, molecular function: mRNA binding. Gene Ontology annotation, biological process: RNA splicing. The record is from RefSeq and is a predicted model, not a curated record. Lineage: Eukaryota; Fungi; Basidiomycota; Ustilaginomycetes; Ustilaginales; Ustilaginaceae. The transcript has 4 exons. The coding region runs from base 1 to 534 and encodes 177 amino acids.
AUGGCCGACACACACCCCACCGUUGACGACGUCGACAUGGCCGAUGACCCGUCCAUCAAGCGCAAGGGGCGAGGCUUCAACCCGAGAGGCGAUGGUCCUGCCGCAGACGGCGUCAAGGCAGGCGGCUUCGAGCUCCUCGACAGCUCAAAGGAUAGCGAGGACAGGGCCGCGCGAUCCGUCGAGGGGUGGAUCGUCCUCGUCACCAACGUCCACGAGGAGGCAUCAGAGGAAGAGGUCCUCGACAAGUUUGCAGACUUUGGCAUGGUGCAGAACUGCCACCUCAAUCUCGACAGGCGCACCGGCUACGUCAAGGGCUACGCGCUGAUCGAGUUUGAGACGCACGAGGAGGCCAAGGCGGCCGUCGAGGCGUGCGCAAACGGCCUCACGCUCCUCGACCAGCCGCUUAAGGCCGACUUUGCUUUCGUCCGCCCACCAGCCGGCGGCGUCGGCAUCCGUGGUUCCGGCAGGAGAGGAGGGCCCGGUGGCAACGCUGCAGCGACGAGGAACAGGAGUCGAAGCCCGGCCAGGCGAUGA